GCAGUGCCAAGCUGACUCUCAGACAGAUGGAGACUGGCGCCAUUUGGACGAUGUAGCUUGUCGCUUUUCCUGGGGGUGAAUACUCUCAUUGUUGUAGACAUUCUCAUUUUUGUUCUACUCUUCGGCUUAGUAUCAGCCUCUUUCUUGUUUUUGGCCUUUGCGAGAUCCUUGCCACAACAGAUCCCUCCGCGCAAACCAUAUAUUCACUAAUUCUAAUCGAUUCACCUCCUGGACCUUUCUGCCGCGCCCCCAAACCCGUGCUUGCGCGCUCAGAGAUUCUUCCACCACGAACUUCACAUCCAGUGAUGGCUUCUCCUCGACCUCAAUUCCCAAAUCCAGGCUAUCUACCCAACGGUACUUCUGGCCCGACCCCAGGAGCACAGGCUCUUCUUCCCAACAAUGGCCGAGUCAUCCAGUCCGGUCCUGUCCGCGUCCUAUGCAUCGCCGAUGUGAGAGGAAACCUCCGAUCCCUGAACGACCUGGCGAGGACUGCGAGGGCCGAUUACAUCCUACAUACCGGUGAUUUUGGUUUCUACGACCACACUUCAUUAGAGAGAAUAGCCGAGAAGUAUGGAGACCAAUUCACUCCAAGAUCAGCAUACUGAACCGAAUUUAGGACUCUGAAGCACGUCGCGCAAUAUUCACCUCUUCUCAGCGAACCUGUCAAGCGACAGAUCGCUCAGCCGAAUCCAUCGCGACCGGUCAAACAGAUGUUUUCGCCCGAUCAACUCCCUCUUUCGGAGCUGCCUCUCCUUUUGAAUAAGCAGAUCACCCUCGACGUACCUGUCUACACGGUAUGGGGCGCUUGUGAAGAUGUGCGCGUCCUCGAACGAUUUAGAUCGGGGGAAUACAAAGUUGACAACCUACACAUCAUUGACGAAGUCAAUUCAAGAUUACUGGACAUUGGUGGUGUCAAACUGCGCUUAUUGGGUCUGGGAGGUGCCGUCGUCAUUCACAAGCUCUUUGACAAUGGCGAAGGCAAGACAUACAUUGCAGGGGGUCAAGGAACAAUGUGGACGACGCUGCUGCAAAUUGGUUCUCUGAUCGAUACCGCCAACCGUGUCUACGAUCCCUCAGAAACCCGAAUUUUCCUGACUCACGCCUCGCCUGCGAGAGAUGGAAUUCUCAACCAACUCUCCGUCACACUCAAGGCCGACUUCUCCAUCUCCGCUGGUCUACACUUCCGUUACGGCAGCUCUUACAACGAGUUCUCCGUGAAUCCUUCCCUGGACCACUAUCGUGGCAAGCUGGCUGCUUCAAAGGCUUCGUUCCAGGAUGUGUGGGAAACAGUCAAGAUGGAUGUUGAGCAAGCCAUCGAGUCCAACGCAAGUCACAAACAACUCCUGCACAGUGCUUUGGAUAUCAUCGAAAAGAUGCCUAGCACUGCCAACGGAGGCAAUCCAUUCGGCGGUCCAGUUGGUGGUGGAGGUGCCGCAGGUCAAGUGGACGAAAGUGCAUUCAAAAACAUGUGGAAUUUCAACCUUGCCGAUGCUGCCUUUGGCUAUCUUGUUCUGGAAAUUGAAGGGGGUCGCAUUGGCACAGAAAUGCGCGCCCAAGGCUUCAACUUUGCCCACCGCGGCAAGCAACCCAACAUCGGUCAGGCCGGUCAGCAGCAGCAGGUUACAUCUGCACAACAAGCUCCGGUCCCAGCACCACCUUCCGCCGCUCCAACCGGUCCAGGCCAAAACCGCACCCCUGCUUUCCCGGCUCCGGUUCAGCCUUUCCCACAACAGCAGAAGCCCGGGCAACAGCAAGGAAGAGCCAACCAACCAAGUCAACAAGGGCCAGGUGCAAAGGCAGCCACUCCACCAGUCACAGGAUCUCCCGCACCACCUGUCACUCAAGGAAAACCCAUGACGCCCCAGCCAUCGAGCGCCGCAGUGCCAGCUACUACCUCGUUGGAUGCCAAGCCCAUGCUACCCGCUACGAACGGUAGCAGUGCAGAUAGGGCAGCUGACAGUGAGGCGUCCAAAGCGAAGACUGCGGCCCCUGCUAUUGAGCGCAAGGCGCCUACUGCCCUCUAUAUGUCGUUUGUGGACACGGAGGAGGCGGCCAAGGAAUGCGUGGCAGAAGAGGACCGAGAGAAGGUCAAAUCAAUUGUACGGAUAGGAAAGUUCGGCAAUUGGAAAGUUCAAUUUGAGGAUCACGAAACUGCCCAAGCUGCUUUGACACGCUCUCAAGCCGAAGUAUUGAAACACAAAGGUCCCAAUGGCAAGCCUCCUAAGGUUAUGUUCUUUGAGGAACGAGGCGGUGGAGCCCACCAGCGUGACAGCCAUAGUCAAGGCGGUGCGGGAACCUGGCAAGGCAGCAGUCGAGGUGCUUCAGCUGCAGGCUCUGGACCUUCCCGAGGGGGUUACCAGAGUGGAGGAGCAAGUGAUAGCGAAGGUGGCCGUGGUCGAGGCGGGUUCCGCGGUCGCGGUCGUGGCCGUGGCGACGAUCGAAGUGGCCGAGGUGGCCGUGGUGGACGAGGAGGCUUCAACAAAACGGCUGAAGGAACCUCAGACAGCCGACCAUCCAACGACUCCAAGUCAAAUGACUCCAAGCCACCGGCAACUUCAGGUGAUAGCUGAGUCUGUCGACACCGUGAUUUCACCAUAUCUUAUUGAGUCUCGAGUAUGGAGAGCGAAGGAAUCCCCGGCGAGAUUUUUCAGCGAAAUGGUCGGGUUGUGUGCAUUAUGAAGGCGCCAUAAGGAUGUCAAAAUGGUGGGUACUUUGGCCGGAGUAGAGAACAGGCUGAGGUUCCGACCAGGACAUGGGGGUUUCCUUCUGAGGCUUGGAGGCACUUCCUUCAACCAUGUGUAUUCUACCCUUUUUCUUCUUGUUAGAAAAGAGAAAAGUCAAUAGUGAGCUGGAGCAAGAAGCGGAUAUCCAAUGGAACAGAUUAAAGAAGA
This is a messenger RNA of Exophiala oligosperma, 2891 nucleotides long. RefSeq lists its product as hypothetical. The record is from RefSeq and is a predicted model, not a curated record. Lineage: Eukaryota; Fungi; Ascomycota; Eurotiomycetes; Chaetothyriales; Herpotrichiellaceae. The transcript has 3 exons. Bases 711 to 2570 code for a protein of 619 amino acids.